This is a messenger RNA of Ramularia collo-cygni, 843 nucleotides long. RefSeq names its product related to metallophosphoesterase domain-containing protein 2. Lineage: Eukaryota; Fungi; Ascomycota; Dothideomycetes; Mycosphaerellales; Mycosphaerellaceae. The record is from RefSeq and is a predicted model, not a curated record. Gene Ontology annotation, molecular function: hydrolase activity. Bases 1 to 843 code for a protein of 280 amino acids. The transcript has a single exon.
AUGGUGGUCCCAACGAAAUUCCUGGUUCUCUCCGACACUCACAACUUCGAAUACGAUGCCGCGGAGAAAUAUCCACUGUGCCAAGAGAUGCCAAAGGUAGAUGUUGUGCUCCACUGCGGCGACCUCACACAAGUGGGCGGAACCUCUGCCUACAAGAAGGCGCUCAAAAUGCUCGGCAAACUCGACGCGGAGCUCAAACUAGUGAUCGCAGGUAAUCAUGACAUCAGCCUCGAUGGCGAGUACUGGCGUACGCACCUUGAAGAUGACGAUGAGCCGGAAGAGCACGACGAAGCCGUGGGAAUCAUGACCGGAACGCUGGCUCAGGCCGCUAACGUCACCUACCUUGUAGAAGGUCUUUACGUGUUUACACUCCAAAGCGGCGCAAGCUUUAAGAUUUUCGUUUCACCGUAUCAGCCGGAGUGCGGCGAUUGGGCGUUCGGAUACAAGCGUGAUGAGGACCGAUGGAGUAUCCCCUCGAGCGCCGACAUUGUAAUGACGCAUGGACCCCAACAAGGUAUUCUGGACUUCGCACACGACCAGCAUUUGGGAUGUAGGAAGUUGAGAGAGGUCAUCGAAGUGACGAGACCGMUCAUGCAUUGCUUUGGCCAUAUCCAUGAAGGCUAUGGAGCGGAAGUGAAAAAAUGGGACGAUGAGGUCAGAAAGGAAGGCGAUGGCAUGUGCCAGGUCGCAUUCAGUCAAGCAGGUACUGAUUUGGAAUGCCAGCAGGCGUCUAUCGUCAAGGGCAAGAGCACUCUCAUGGUCAAUGCCGCCAUCAUGAAUGAAUCCAACAAGCCGGAGAAUGCGCCAUGGCUCGUGGAGCUCCCACUAAACGACAUGCGAUAG